AUGCCUCAAGAUGGACCCCUAUCUAUCAUCACUACGGGCUUCCGCUCCGGUAGUCAAGCUGGUUCCUUCGUCGCCGAGGCACCAUCAUCUGUCCCGGACUUUUUGGGUAUCGAACAGACUAUCUCCUCAUCCUCGCUCGAGGCUGGUAAAUCCUACAAGCUAUCAGCUUGGUACCUUCUCGCACAAUCAGACUGCUUGGGCAAUCCGUUCUUGCUAUGUGGCUAUGGAUGGCAAAACUUGGCGGUUACGGCACCACUUGUUCAGAACACCGAUUACUCUCAGUCCGAUGUGACCUGCUCUUGGACCCAGGAUCAGUUGGAUGCCGGGCCUAAUAUCCAAAUCUCGGGCUUCAAUAUUGAUGUUAAUAUUGACAACGUUAUUUUGGAAAAGGUUGUGCAACAACGGACUAACAAUGGUGGCAUUGUAAAAAAAAAAAACUAG
Fusarium venenatum is the source of this 441-nucleotide messenger RNA. RefSeq lists its product as uncharacterized. The record is from RefSeq and is a predicted model, not a curated record. NCBI's taxonomy places the organism in Eukaryota, Fungi, Ascomycota, Sordariomycetes, Hypocreales, Nectriaceae.